This is a messenger RNA of Argiope bruennichi, 2177 nucleotides long. Its product is annotated as inhibin beta B chain-like. The record is from RefSeq and is a predicted model, not a curated record. Lineage: Eukaryota; Metazoa; Arthropoda; Arachnida; Araneae; Araneidae. Gene Ontology annotation, cellular component: extracellular region. Gene Ontology annotation, molecular function: growth factor activity; cytokine activity. Gene Ontology annotation, biological process: SMAD protein signal transduction. The coding region runs from base 38 to 1081 and encodes 347 amino acids. The transcript is spliced from 2 exons.
AGUAAUUCAGUUCCUUCUUCUGUCCUUAGUGAGUUGGAUGACCGAAAUGACUCCCAUUUCUGUGAGUGAGAACUUGGAGAUACCGGAAAUUACAUCGAAUGAUAUCGAGAGCUUUUUCAUCAGUGAAAAAGAAGAAUCGGUUAAAAAACAUUCUUUGAAUAAUGCAGUCAUUGAAGAAGUCAAAGCUCGCAUUUUGAGUCGGCUGAAUCUGAAAGAGCCGCCGAAAUCCCACCCACCAAUUCCGGCAUUGCAAAGCUUUGACCAGGAAAGUAAUUCGUGGAACAAUGAGGCCAAUGCAUCAAUGAACAGCAAUGCGAAAACUGAAUUUCUGAAAUCUGAAAUUGUUCCCAAUACCUGUUUCCAUGAAACUGGACGCCAGUGUUUAAGAUUCCAUAUUCAAAUACCUCAACAUAUAUCAAAUGUGAACCGUUCUUCAGCUGAAUUAUGGCUUUACAAGAAAGAAGGAGUAACAGAAUAUACUCUUACUCAUAUAAUUGAUGACCCACUCAACAAUGCUCUCCAGAAGGUAUUCUUCAGCGUGGUAAAUCAAACGAAAUCUGCCGGAUGGACAAGAUUGGAUAUAACUUCCCUGAUGGGCCAAGUUAGAGCAAACGUUUUGGACUUCGAAGUUUUCUCAGACUCAGUAGAUGUGCCAUUGGAAUUUGGGAACGAUCAAAACCCCUUAUUGGUAGUGUUAUCUAACUCCGUUGGAGAAAAUAGGAGACAUAAAAGGCACGCUGCUAUUGAUUGCGAAGGUGAAAGCUCUUCCUGUUGUAGAAAAAUGGUUUACAUUUCUUUUAAAAUAAUUGGCUGGGACGAUUGGAUUGUCCAACCUGAAGGAUACAAUGCAAAUGCUUGCAUAGGAUCCUGCAAAAACAGAUUGGACUUGACAGAUAAACAUCAUGCUCAUGUAAUACUCAGGCUUUCAAAAGCUGGACAUAACUAUUCCGAUAUUAUUGACACUGUUAAUUGCUCCCCUAAGUCAUACAGUCCACUUUCAAUUAUUUACACAGAUGAUAAAGGCCUAAAGGUCAUUACCAAUCUCCCUGAUAUGUCUGUAUCAGAGUGCGCGUGUUCUUAAGCUUCUUUAGUUUUCAAAAAGAAAAGCUUGGAGCUUUGCUGAAGUCUGAGAUACAGAUGAUUUUCUAAAUCAAAGGUCAAAAAUUGUGAGAUACAAAUUGUCAGACCAGGAAAAGUCUAAAGAUUCGGAUACCAUCUUUAUUCACUUUACUUUCACUUCAAUUUUGCAAUUAUAAUUGGUUCUUUCUGAUGAAAAUCAUUGUGUAAUGUUGCUGCUAUGACCUAAAGUUUUCAUCGAAUAUCCAGCAGCAAUGACUUUUUUUCUGAAAGUGAUAUACUUUCAAUUACACAUCAGUACCUCACUUAUGCUGAUGUUUAAUGUAAUUUUUCCCCGUUUUCUGUAUUAUUGGCUAUCUAUCUCAAAGCAGUAGAUUUUGUUUAUUGACCAUGAACAUAUUGGCCUUUCUCAUAUGAUGAUCGAAUAAAGAUCUUUUCGCGUUUCUUUUAUAUGCUAUACUUUAAAGAUAUCAGAGGAUAACUCGAUUAAAAUUUCAUUCCCUGUAAAAAUUCAUCAAUAUUUAGUCAUUGAAAAUAUUCCACCCUUUUAAUAUUGGUACAGAAAUCGUUUGAAAUGAGCUAAAGUUAUACAUUUCUAUAAUCAAAAUGGAAACACGUCAAAAUCUAGUUCAUAUUUAUUUUAAAUUUGGAAAUUAUAUGUGUUGUAGAACUUUUCAGUUAAAAGUUUUCCAAAUUAAACAUGUGAAAUACUAAAAUAAAUGGCAAACAUUUAAGUGAGUUGGCAUUGUCAAAUUAAAACGAAAUCGAUAAAUUUCAUUAAAAUCAAACAGAAGUCUCAAUUAAACUUUUCGAAAAUAUCAUUUUAUCAUUAUUCCACUUAGGUUUCUAACCAAUAAUCUACUGCGCUUUAAGAGCCAAUGGCAGGAAACACCCACUCUUAUUGAAACUCAUAUAAAUCCCACCUAUUAUAUGUAUCUAAAAGUGUUUGUAUAUGUACUGUGAUAAACAAAAUAUUUACUUAUUCGUUUAAUGUUGAUGAAAUACUCCUACAUUUGUUGCGUCAUGUCUAUUAUGUUUCUAUUUGUUUGUACAUUUAAAUUGUCUUAGUCAUGAUUAUGAAUUUUUAAUUGUAUAGCUUU